AAAAAAAAAAAACAUUAUCACUUUCAAAUUUCCAAGUUCUCUGAACUGACUUUUAUCUGCUUAUCCCAGGUCAAUGGCGGAAGCAAUCCUCUCCAGCGUUGCAGAUAAGAUACUUGGACAAUUGCAUAACCUUGCUGUAAAAGAGAUUAGCUUGUUGUGUGGUGUUGAAGAUGCGCUUGAGCAACUUAAGGACACCAUUUCAACAAUCAAGAGCGUACUUACUGAUGCAGAGAAGAAGCAAGCGAAAGAGCAACAAAUCAAAACAUGGCUAAGAAGGCUCGAAGAUGUGGUUUAUGAAGCUGAUGACUUGGUGGACGAGUUCUCUACUGAAGUUUUGCGACGACGAGUGAUGACUGGGAGUAAAACUGCCAUAGAGGUACGAAUUUUCUUCUCAACUGAAAACCAACUUGUAUUUCGGCAUAAGAAGGGUAAAAAAAUAAGAGAUAUUAGGAAGAAACUAGAUGCAAUUGCGAAGGACAAAGCUGACUUCCAUUUAGUGACUGGCCUUCAAGAGAGUAAAGUAGAGAUUGGAGAGUGGGAAGAACACUCAUUUGAACGGGAAGAAAAUGUUAUAGGAAGAGAUGAUGAUAAGCAAGAAAUCAUAAGACGUUUGUUUGAUAUGAAAACUGAGAAAAAUAUUGUUGUAGUUCCCAUAGUUGGUGUUGGAGGCGUAGGAAAAACCACACUCGCACAACUAGUUAGCAGUGAUGUAAAGGUUAAAGACCAUUUUGAACUAAUAAUAUGGGUGAAUGUUCCUAAGGUAUUUGAUGUAAAGUUAAUUGGCAAGCAAAUUGUUGAAUCUGGAGCAAAAGAGAAAGGAUCUAGUGGAAAUAUUUCAAUGGAUCAAUCGCAAAAAGUUCUUCGAGAAAAGAUAAAAGGAAAGCAGUACCUCAUCGUGCUUGAUGAUGUAUGGGAUAGUGAAAAUGAAAAUAUUUGUGAAAAAUGGUCGAGGUUAGAAAAUUUAUUACGAGAUGGUGCUAAUGGAAGUAGAAUUAUAGUAACCACACGUAGUCAAAAGGUUGCACGCAUCAUUAAUGGCUCACAAGAAACAGCUUACUUUUUAAAGACUUUAAGCGAGGAGAAGUCAUGGUCUUUGUUUAAAAAAUUGGCUUUUCUGCAAGGACAGGAGCCAGAUGAUCUUAACCUUGUGGAAAUUGGACAGGAGAUUAUGAAAAGUUGUGGAGGAAUUCCUUUAGUUAUAAGAGCAAUUGCAAGCAUGUUGUUUUCUAUGGAUAAAAAUGAGUGGUUUUCCUUCAAAGAAAGGGAACUUUUAGAAAUACCUCAGUAUGAGAAUGAUAUUAUAUCAAGGCUUAAGUUGAGUUAUGAUAAUCUCCCAUCACAUUUGAAGCAUUGUUUUGCUUAUUGUAGCUUGUUCCCUAAAAAUCAUAUUAUUCAUGUGCAACACUUAAUAAAUCUUUGGAUGGCUCAAGGAUUUAUUCAAUUAUCAAAUAAGCACCAGCAUCCGGAGGACAUAGGUUAUCAAUAUUUCAAGGUUUUACUUUAUAAGUCUUUUUUUGAAAUAGUUCAAAUUGAUGAUUGUUCUGAGGAUAUAACACACUGCAAAAUGCAUGAUUGUAUGCAUGACCUUGCGAUGUCUGUGGUUGGAGCAAAAUGCAUUAUGUUAAAUUCAAAUGAUGGCAAUGACAAUAAAAUUGACCCAAAAACUCAUCAUGUGUCAUUCAAUUAUGAUGUAAGACCACAACCAGCUUUGUUGACUGAGGCAAAAAGGAUUAGAACAAUUCUUCUGCCUAACAAUAAUAGUACUUUUUACUAUUUGUUAAUGCGGCAGGGAAUCUUUGACACGUCAACUAAUAAAAUUGACUUGAGUUCUAAGUUCCUACGAACUUUGGAACUUUAUGGUGAAAAUAUGGAGAUGAUAUCAAAUUCUAUUGGCAUGUUGAAGCAUCUUAGAUAUCUUAAUCUUUCAUACAAUAAGAAGGUGAAGGCAUUGCCAGAUUGUAUUACAAGUUUGCUAAACUUGCAAACGCUACUUUUGAUUAGUUGUGGGAAUCUUCGCACAUUACCAAGAGACAUUACAAAACUAGUCAACCUUCGACAUCUUGAUAUCCAAGAUUGUGAUGGAUUGAGUCAUAUGCCACGUGGAAUCAGUCAAAUGACUAAUCUACAGACGUUAACACAAUUUUCCAUAAAGGAGAAACUGGCGGAUAGUGGACAACUAAAUGAACUUGAAAAUCUGAACGGCUUGAGAGGACAUCUGGAAAUUGUAGUUGGGGUAGAUGGGAUAGAAUCUAAAGGUGCAAAUUUGAAGAAUAAACAAUAUCUUCAGUCCUUGGAAUUAAAUAUUGGGGGGAGAAUGGUGGAUGAGUGUGAAGAUCUAUUGCCACAUCCAAACCUUAAAGAAUUGUAUUUAAAGGGUCUUUACGUGAGCGAUGUGUUAUUAAAUUGUGCCCCCUCUCUCCAUAACCUCGUCAAAUUUCAAUUACGAGAACAUGAGGGAUGCCGAUAUGUGGGGGCCUUGAAUCAUCUCCCAAAUCUUAAAGAGCUGAAUUUGGAGUUUUUGCAUUCUCUGGAGUACAUAUCUAGUGAUGAUGAUAUUGCCGAUGGAACGACACCAUUCUUUCCAUCCCUACAGCGACUCUGGCUAGAAAAUUUGCCUAAUCUGAAAGGAUGGUGGAGUGCAGAUGGUGAUGUUGAAAAUAAAAAAAUGCUACAUUUCUUUCCUCGUCUUUCUGAUUUGUGGAUUUCGGAAUGUCCUAACCUAAUUUCCAUGCCUCUUUUCCCAAAUCUACGAGAAGAGCUUUAUCUAUGUGAGACAAACAUAAAUCCACCGGAAGAGACGUUAAAGAUGAAGAUGAAUGUGGAAGGUGGAGGGGGAGCAACAUCAGAAUCAGACCAACCAUCCUCCUCAACUUCUUAUUCUUCUUCUGCACUUGUUUCCCAUUCCACCUCCUUCAUUCCUCUCUCCAAAUUGAAAGCUCUGCAUAUUGAAGCAUGUUCGCAUGUGCAUUGUUUAGCAGUUGGGUUCAAAACCUCACUUCUCUCAAGGAGCUGACGAUUGCUUACUGUUCCCAGUUGCAAACUUUGUUUUCAUGUCUUCACCAUCUCACCUCACUUCAACAACUCAAUAUUGAGGGGAGUAGGGAGCUCAACAUGUCAAAUGGUAUUGAUGAAAUUCAGUGGAAAGAACUUGCAAGUCUCUCUCAUUUGACUUUGAAUGGACUUGAACAACUGGUUUCUCUCCCUCAAGGGCUUCAACAAGUUACUACCCUCCAAGAAAUCGAAAUUUACGGCUGUGAAAAUUUAGAGGCUGCUCUUGACUGUAUCACCAACCUCAAAUCUCUAAAGACAUUAUCCAUUAAUUACUGCCCCAAAUUGAAUUCAUUACCUGAAGGAAUAGAUUCCCUCACAUCUUUACAGAAAUUGGAAAUUAGAGAAUGUCCCAUGUUAUUGGAAAGAUGCCAACGAUAUGGUGAUUAUUGGACUAUAAUUUCGGGCAUCAAAGAGGUGAUCUUGGAACAGGAACGUGAUAUUGUGACAUCAAACCUUUUGCCCCUUGCUUGUUCAGAACCAGCUAGCAAUCAAGAGCAAAAUGAAGAUUCCAUCUUGUCCAAAAUUUGUAGGCAUUUUGCAGAAAUCAACAGAAAAUUUUGGUUAUUAAUUUCAACUCUAUGUUUGCCCCCAGAACCCAAUGCGGCUGAAGUAGAAGUCAACUAAAUUUUAGAAGUUUUGUUUGAAUGGAGUUUCGGGUUUGGUUUAGCAGCUUUAAUGGGUUUUCCAAACAAUAAAGAGAGCAAUAUUAUGGUGGAGGAUCCACAUGUGGAAUAUGAAACCAGACUCCACCCACCAAAAAAAAAAAAAAAAAAAAAAAAGUGCGCCUUCGGUAGAGUUUGGAAGAGAAUGAGAAAACAUCAAACUUACAUACGAAAUGCUUAACUAUGUGAUGCGAUGUUACAGAAAAAUUAAGGCUGCAUAGCUCCAUGAACAUUUUGUAAUCUGGCCCGCAUUUGUGUAGGAGAACAAACUGGAAAACUGAGAUCUGUUAACUUAUGAAGGCAAAACAUUAUUCCAGAAGCAAACUGAGUUUCAUUGCAGGGGUUUUUGUAAGGGAAGCGGCAAGAACUAAGAGAGCCUCCAAAACGGAUUUGCUUCAGGGGACUUCAACAGUACUAGCUUAAAUUUUGCUAAGAAAUAAAAAGUGUAUAUGGGAAAUUGUGGAGAGCUCAAAACCAGUCUAAGUUGAUUGUCAUGCAGGAAACUUGUCAUCCAUGCAAUGCAACUGAUCAACCUACAGAGCCAAGAAGUUUGGUAGAAGUUUUGAGUUUGGUUUAUGCUUCAUUAGGUUUUCCAAACAGUAAAGAGUUCCAUCAUAAGGGAUUUUGUAAGGCCUCAAAACAAAUUUGCUUAUCAGGGUGCUUCAACAGAACAAGCUAAGUUUGGUUAUCAAAAUGGGAAGUGUUGAAGGGGACGUACUAUCCUAAUAAAAGAGAGCAAAUCUGCCCUUCGUUUUGUAUUUCAGGGGAUGAUAAAUGAUUCAUGAUAAUCCUCUCCACUUAUUCUGGGGGCUAAUACUGACGCUAGCGUGGUUGGGAGAGAGAGGAGGGAGGAGGGUGUUGAAGUGAACUGCACCUGCAAAAAGAUCUUUUAGAUCAAUUUUCGCACAGCACUUUUGAAACCUUUCCAUAUGUUCAUAUUUUUGUUGCUGCAUAUGGACUUGCUAAAAGUACUGAAUACAUGGAGACAAAAUGCUUCUUGGGUUGAGGAUAUCUAGUUGAAAUUCUAGACCUUGCUUUUCCAGAAAAUAGAGAGGUACAUCUCAUACUUUUCUGCAAUUUGGUAAAUAUUUUUACUAAACCGUAAAUUUGUGAGUAGAUUUGCAAUUUGUUCGCUAGUUUACUAUUUUAUAGUUUGGUCUAUAUACGAUUCAUGUAAUGGUGUGUUUUAUUGUUUUAUUAGUGAUAAUUGCAGAGGAAUAUUGUGGUGGAGAUCCAGUAUGUCGAAUAUGCAACCAAACUCCACCAAAAGGAAGAAAACAAAAAAAAAAAAAAAAAAAAAAAAAAAAAAAAAGUUCUGGUAAAGAUUGGAAGAGAAUGAGAAAGCAUCAAACUCUGUUGCUAAAUUCUAAACUAUGUGAUACUUUAUAUCAUCCUUUGUUGUCUUUAGUACUAUAAUGUGUUCAUUGAGUUUCUAAUUCUAUAUAUGAGGUACCAGAAAAGGGGAACUUUAUAUGGGAAUGCGAUGGAGAAGCAAGUCCUUAGAAGCCUCUACGAAGAACUAGAAGAAUGAGAUUAAGUACUGCAUCCUAAUGGAAGAAGGCAAACUGCUUUUCUGUCGAUUUGCUGCAGCUGUUUAUUCUUGUCAUUUAGGAAGAUAUUGAGAAAGUCGGCAAAAGGACUCUAAAAGGAGCUGAAUCUUACUAUGAAUCAAUUCAUGGACUUUGAGCGUUAUUAAUUUCUGAAUGAUAUAUAGAAGAUAGGAGGGCGUUAUAAAUAAUAAGGCCAUCACAAAAUGCAAUGCAAAACUAACAUCUUCCAUCCUUAAGGAGGAACUUGCCUCGGUCUUUUACGAAAGCCUGGAAGUUCAACUUAUGAUAAUUCCAACUGAAUAGCCUUUCUUGGCCAACUACCAUAUGUGCAUGCUAAUCUGCCUCUUCAGAAUCUUCCACAACACAAUCUACGAGUCCCUCACUCAGGAAUUUAAGUAACGUUGAGACCAUUAAAACUCAUUCCAAAUUAGUUUCUCUAUAUAUUUCUUUCUUGUAUCCAA
Molecule: messenger RNA, 5724 nt
Organism: Ziziphus jujuba (common jujube)
Lineage: Eukaryota; Viridiplantae; Streptophyta; Magnoliopsida; Rosales; Rhamnaceae
Product: disease resistance protein RGA2-like
Exons: 9
Coding region: 74-3013 (979 amino acids)
Biological process (GO): defense response to other organism
Molecular function (GO): ADP binding
Source: RefSeq, a predicted model, not a curated record